Messenger RNA from Sorex fumeus (smoky shrew), 1434 nucleotides. RefSeq names its product LFNG O-fucosylpeptide 3-beta-N-acetylglucosaminyltransferase (gene LFNG). Gene Ontology annotation, biological process: regulation of Notch signaling pathway; pattern specification process. Lineage: Eukaryota; Metazoa; Chordata; Mammalia; Eulipotyphla; Soricidae. The transcript has 8 exons. Gene Ontology annotation, molecular function: O-fucosylpeptide 3-beta-N-acetylglucosaminyltransferase activity. Bases 70 to 1182 code for a protein of 370 amino acids. Gene Ontology annotation, cellular component: Golgi membrane. The record is from RefSeq and is a predicted model, not a curated record.
GGUCGGCGCGUGCGGCGGGCAGCGGGCAGCGGGCAGCGGGCGGGCGAGUCGCGUGGCCGCCGCCCCACCAUGCUCAAGCGCUGCGGCCGCCGCCUGCUGCUGGCGCUGGCGGGCGCGCUGCUGGCCGGGCUGCUGGUGCUCACAGCCGACCCGCCGCCGUCGCCGCCGCCCGCCGAGGGCGCCCGGCGCGCGUUGCGCAGCCUCGAGGGUGCCGAGGGUCCCGAGGGUCCCGAGGGUCCCGCGGGCGCAGCUGGGGCGCGGCGCCGCCAGGUGCACGGCCUGUCCGAGUACUUCGGCCUGCUUGCCCGCGCGCGCGGGGACGGGGCCGCGCGCCCCGCGGACGGGCCCCCGCGCACCCCGGGGGAGCCUCUGGCGCCCCGCGACGUCUUCAUCGCCGUCAAGACCACCAAGAAGUUCCACCGCGCGCGCCUGGACCUGCUGCUCGAGACGUGGAUCUCGCGGCACAAGGACAUGACGUUCAUUUUCACGGACGGGGACGAUGAGCUCCUGGACCGGCACAGGGCCAACGUGGUGAACACGAACUGCUCGGCCGCACACAGUCGCCAGGCCCUGUCCUGCAAGAUGGCCGUGGAGUAUGACCGCUUCGUGGCGUCGGGCAGGAAGUGGUUCUGCCACGUGGACGACGACAACUACGUGAACGUGCGCGCCCUGCUGCGGCUGCUGGCCGGCUUCCGGCACACGCAGGACGUGUACAUCGGCAAGCCCAGCCUGGACAGGCCCAUCCAGGCCACGGAGCGAGUGGGCGACAACAAGCUGCGCCCUGUGCACUUCUGGUUCGCCACGGGCGGGGCCGGCUUCUGCAUCAGCCGGGGGUUGGCGCUGAAGAUGAGCCCGUGGGCCAGCGGGGGCCACUUCCUGAGCACGGCCGAGCGGAUCCGGCUGCCCGACGACUGCACGGUGGGCUACAUCGUGGAGGCGCUGCUACAUGUGCCCCUCACCCGCAGCGGGCUCUUCCACUCGCACCUGGAGAAUCUGCAGCAGGUGCCGCCCUCGGAGCUGCACGAACAGGUGACUCUGAGCUACGGAGUGUUCGAGAACAAGCGCAAUGCGGUGCACAUCAGGGGGCCCUUCUCUGUGGCCGCAGACCCCUCCAGGUUUCGCUCCAUCCACUGCCACCUGUACCCGGACACGCCCUGGUGUCCCCGCACCUCUGUCUUCUAGCCACGGCCAGACUGUCCCCGGGCGCCCCUGGUAUCCAAGGGCCCGGGGACCCAGCUCCAAGGCCCCCCAGGGCUGUGCCUUGAUGUGGGGGUGCCGGCGGGGAGAGGCUGCUGGGCAGCUGCUCUGCUGGGCGCCCCCAAGUCCGUGCUCUGUGUCAGAGACCCUGAGGGCAGCUGUGGGGUCACCGAGGGGUUCUUUGCAAGACUUUGCUCGAUGAGCCGGUUCGCGCCCGCCCCAAGGACCCUGGGGUUG